AUGGCUCCCAGUCUCAACCUAGAGAGGAAGUAUCGCCCAGUAGCAAAUGACGAGGCGGAACGGAAACAGAUACCCCGCUCCGUGAUAACUUACCUGCAUCUCGACAAGAAAUUCCCCAAUUGGCUCCACCAGGAGGUCGCCAAAGAGCUCCUCACCAACACAAACAUUCCCCAAGACUAUUGUUUCUUGGCUUUCCACGAUAUAUAUCCCAAGGCCAUGCUGGAUCCUGUACUUGCCCAGCUGCCGCAGGGUAUGGAGCGUACCCACAAGCUGAUGCUCCUCGACGCCAUGAGAAACCGAGAGAAGAAGAAUCACAACAGAACCAUUAAAUCCAAGAAGACUAAAAAGAAGCAGAACUUGGGAAACCGAAACUCUGGUCUCAGUACAGCCCCUGGGCCUUUCAUAGACCGGCAGCUAUCCGACAAGGAGGACGCCGCCCCUCAUGACAGACCAAAACCCGCCGCUUUCAGCAAAGCGCCUCGGCUGCCCGAUGUUCCGAUACUCUCGAGGCUGAGAGUCUUCCCCAGCUGUUCUCCCCGUAGGAUUCCUACCGAAGAUGGAGAGUCCAUCUCCACAUAUGCCGGCCCCCUGAGACGCUCAGCUUCUACCAGCUCUGGCAGGUCUUCGCCGGACCCUCUUGGGGUCUCACCGACAGUGUUUGGUGACGAGAUUUCGGACAUUACGUCUAACGAUUGGGUCUGGGACGCCAAGGUUUCAGAUGAUGAGCUUUCCGAAUUAGAUGAUGAGGUCUCUGAAGGCUCUGAAUCGAACGCCGAGGUCACUGAUGAUAGGGUGUCUGAACGCGCUGAACGCGCUGAAUCGGUGGUCUCCUCGCGACCUUCCACCUCCUCGCCCGACUUGCGCAUGCCCCGGAAUAUUUUCCUGGAGGACACCCAGGCGAAUACCAAGAAACUCGAAACAUUACUUGAAGACGAAGUUGCAGUAAAUCAUGCCAUUGCCAUGGUGAUCUGGGAUGAUUCUAUUUGGAGCUCGCUAUGCUGCAUGGAUCCGUCCGUCCAGGCUUCAUAUCUCCACGAGUGCUUGCUCGAAUUCAGGCAAGACGACUUCGACAUCCCUACUCGGUCAGCGGGCCCACUGAAAACCACCGUCAAAAUCAUCCGAAAUCUAUUCCAAGACAGGACGAGCGAAGUUUUUGGCCGCGUGAUGAAGGAGGGAACACUAUUUCCCUACACUUUAAACGUCCUUGAAAUACUGGGUGGGAUGGCUGGGAAGUCGGACGAAGAAAAGGCUUCAAUGCAAAGAUUGUUCUUGAUGUCCCUCUCGGAACUUUAG
Molecule: messenger RNA, 1293 nt
Organism: Mycena indigotica
Lineage: Eukaryota; Fungi; Basidiomycota; Agaricomycetes; Agaricales; Mycenaceae
Exons: 3
Coding region: 1-1293 (430 amino acids)
Source: RefSeq, a predicted model, not a curated record